This is a messenger RNA of Spirodela intermedia, 1091 nucleotides long. Lineage: Eukaryota; Viridiplantae; Streptophyta; Magnoliopsida; Alismatales; Araceae. The record is from the annotation of a GenBank genome assembly.
AUGUCGGAGCCGACCAUCGGCAUGCCGAAGAUGCCGAAGUUGAGCAUGGUGGAGAUGGAAUACCGGAGGUCCUCCCAGGUGCCCUUGUUGUCGCCGGUCCAGUGGGCGGCGAGCGCGCCGGAACCCACGAAUGUAGACCUCGUGAGGAUGAAUGGCCGCUUCCCCUGGAGGCCUUGGAGGGCCCUGCGGGUGGCCACCGCCUGGGAGAAACCGUAGAGGCUGUGGGCGUUGUAUUCGAGGACGCCGCCGUAGUGGGUGGCACUGGUGGCGAUCGUCUUGAACCCCAGCGGGACCUGGCUCCCCGACGCGUUGAUCUUGUACGGGGGCUCGUCCCAUCUGGUCUCGGUGAUGUUCUUGCAGACCAGGCAGCAGAUCCAGGGGGUAUCGGAGUUGGGCACCGGGCAGGGGUGCGCCGCCGUCGGCAUCUCGCAUUGGCCGGUGCAGAAGUUGGAGACCUCGUUCAUGUCGAUCCAGAGGCCGUCAACGGGGACGAGCUCGUGGAAACGGUCGAUCUCGUCGACCCACCAUGAGACCCCACUGGGGCUGAGGAAGUCGGGGAAGUACACCGGCCCUGGCCACACCUGGGCGAGGUAUGGCUUGCCGCCGUACUUGAUGAAGACGUCCGCCGCCAUUCCCCGGACAAAGACCCCGUAGCUCUCGUUCACGGCGAUCCCCGGGUCGAUGAGGACGAUGUACUUCAUCCCCUGAGCGUGGAUCUUCUCGAGGAAGGCCAGCAGCUUCGCCCGCGGGUAGUUCACGGGGUCGAGUGUGAAGUCCUUGGCGGCGUCCAUGUGGUCGUCGUCGUUCCAGAUGACGUCCAGGGGGAUCCUGGCCUUCUGGUACGCUUCGACGACGCUCUCCACCACCGAGAUGUUCUGAUAGCCCCACCGGCAUUGGUGGAAUCCUGUGAAACCCAAGACCAACCAGAAGAACCAGAGAUGUUUUCAAACCCGUUGCCGGAAAGAAGAAGAUCCAUCCAUGAGGGGGAGAGAGUCAGACCGAAGGCCCAGUAGGGCAUGGGAGCGGGGCGGCCGAUGAGAGAGGUGUAUUGGUCCACCACUCCGAGGGGAGUCGGCCCGGAGAAGAAGUAG